AUGGUGGCGACCCCGGCGGAGCAGGCGCUAGGCGCGUUCCUUGGGCUAGAUGAGACGACUGUCACAGAGCAAAUCUUGCCGUAUUUGUCCACACAUACCACGCCAAAAGCGCUACGCAUGUACUUACAAGAUUUGAUCGGGACCUCAUCGGAGGCCAAGGCCCUCGCAGAUCAAGUCGUAGCGCAGCGAUUUCCUACCCAUGCCGAGCCCACCCGCAAACGCGAUACCAAACCGAUCCGACUCACGCCUGGGACGGUGGUAGCCGCCUUGGCAGAGUCAGAAGAACGUGCGAUGCCACGUACGCUCGAGCCGACCCCCGAGAUGAAGGCAUUGGAUUUGGCGUUCGCCAUGGUCUCUACCGAACCUAGCUCAUCUGCAGCACAGGCCUAUGCUCCGACAAUACGAUGCAUCUGUCUCUGCCAGGGCCGACGGCAUCCCCUGGCCGCGUGGGUCCCACAGUGCACGUCAUGUGGCCUCCUAUUGUGUGAAGCGCUACGUCCCGUGGUCGUGUCCCCUUUCUCCGUAUGCCCUUCAUGCCAGAAAAGCCCCAUUGUCACCUCGUCUGCACGUGCCCGACUCUUGAGCUCCAUGGUCGAACGUCGCGAGCGCUUGGCCCGCGAGCAAUGGGACCACGAGGCAAAACGGCACGCGGAAUGGCAGUUACAACGCACGAGUGGUCGCGUCCCCGACCAACCCUUCCCCACGCUGCAUGGCACACCAACACCAACUCCGUCCAAGCCACCCACUCAACGCAACCGCGUGCUUCGUCUUGACACGAAGACACACAAAGUCACAAUUGCGCCUUCGAAGCCGGCCGCCAAGGCUGGAAAAAAAGGAACAACAGCGCCAGGAGGUGCGUCCCAGGAUACCGAGGAGGAAUGGCGUACGACAGCGGAGGAUGGGAGUAUGCUUGUGCAUGAUUACGAUGACGAUCAGUUUCGUGAGCGCUAUGCGCCAGAGGCUUCGAUCUCCUCAGCUUCCCCUACCAAGGCAAGUUGGGCAGGGCUGUCGUCCCAGUUGCUAUGGACGCCUACCUAUGUACCUGCAACACAACGAGAUGCAGCCAUGGCGCCUUUGGUCUCAGACAUCCUGACAGAAGUCCCCGACAUGGACUUGCUGCUGCAACGCAAGCCACCUGGCAGCACGUCCACUGAUACCCGCCGACAAAAUCGGUCCAAGGCAAGUGCCUCUGCGAUCGCACGCAGCCAAGGCCGAAAAUCGGGUAAGGCUGGCAAGAAACGAUAG
Messenger RNA from Malassezia pachydermatis, 1245 nucleotides. Its product is annotated as zinc c2hc5-type protein. Gene Ontology annotation, cellular component: nucleus. The transcript has 2 exons. The record is from RefSeq and is a predicted model, not a curated record. Bases 1 to 1245 code for a protein of 414 amino acids. Gene Ontology annotation, molecular function: zinc ion binding. Gene Ontology annotation, biological process: regulation of DNA-templated transcription. Lineage: Eukaryota; Fungi; Basidiomycota; Malasseziomycetes; Malasseziales; Malasseziaceae.